This is a messenger RNA of Oncorhynchus tshawytscha (Chinook salmon), 3910 nucleotides long. RefSeq names its product hyccin. Gene Ontology annotation, biological process: protein localization to plasma membrane; phosphatidylinositol phosphate biosynthetic process. Gene Ontology annotation, cellular component: plasma membrane. NCBI's taxonomy places the organism in Eukaryota, Metazoa, Chordata, Actinopteri, Salmoniformes, Salmonidae. The record is from RefSeq and is a predicted model, not a curated record. Bases 236 to 1783 code for a protein of 515 amino acids. The transcript has 12 exons.
CCAGAGCAGCCCUUGGCUUGCCCUGUCCAUUUUUCACUUGUUCACUUCUUUGAUUCAUAAGGAAUAAGACGUGUAAGAAAUAUGGUGGAAACUUGCUUUGAACACAGCUAGUCCUUGCUUACACAAACCCAUUGUUUUUAAGUGCGUGGGGAGGAGUGCAUUCUUUGAGAGAAAGCACAGAGAAUUGGGACGCAUCAUAGUGUAGAGGUGUGUCCACAACAGCAGAUGAGGGAAGAUGUUGGCUAUGGACCAAGGAGUGGUGGAGGAGUGGCUGUCAGAGUUUAAGACCCUUCCUGACAGUGCAGUGUCCAGCUACGCAGCGUCUCUGAAGGAGAAAGGCUCCCUGGUCCCAGCGCUCUAUAAAGUCAUCAGGGAGAACUACAGUGAUUUGUUGGAGCCAGUGUGUCACCAGUUGUUUGAGUUCUAUCGUAGCGGAGAGCCACGGCUGCAGCGGUUUGUUCUCCAGUUCCUCCCUGAGCUGCUCUGGUCCCUCCUCCUGGCUCCGUCUGCAGCCAGGGACCCACAUACCUCCGGCUGUAUAGAGGCCCUGCUACUGGGGAUAUAUAAUCUGGAGAUUGUAGAUAAGGAUGGACAGAGUAAAGUCCUUUCUUUCACUGUCCCCUCCCUCUCCAAACCCUCAGUCUACCACGAGCCCUCCACCAUUGGCUCCCUGGCGUUGACGGAAGGGGCUCUAGCUAAUCAUGGGCUGCGUAGAGUGGUGUACAGCGGGCCUCACCUACAGAGAGAAACCUUCACGGCUCAGAACAGGUUUGAGGUGCUGACCUUCCUGCUGCUGUGUUACAAUGCAGCUCUCAGCUACAUGACCUCCUCAUCUCUGCAGUCCCUCUGCCAGCUCAGCUCCAGGGUGUGUAUCUGUGGUUACCCGCGGCAACAGCUAAGGAGGUAUAAAGGCAUCAGCUCUCGUCUGACCGUCACCUCUGAGUUCCUGGUCCAACUCAUCACUGGGAUACAUUACGCACUGUGUAAUGGGGAGAUGGACCUGGGUUCCAAGGCGCUGGAUGAUGUUCUGUACCGAGCUCAGCUAGAACUGUACCCUGAAGCUCUACUGGUGGGUGACAUCACACACAAACACACACAGGUGGGUAAUGCCAUCAAGUCGUCCCAACAGUGUGCUGCGCUGAAGUCUGGCGCUAGUAAAGAAGGAGCUCGCAGCAUUCAGGUGGAGAUCACUCCUACUUCCUCUAGGAUUUCACGGAAUGCGGUCACGUCACUCUCUAUCAGAGGACACCGCUGGAAACGCCAUGACGCAGUGGAUUUGGGUUCCCCGGAUGAGUUGAUGGAUAUCUCUGAAGUGGACGAAGGGGUGUGGCCUACAGGAGGGGCUGGCCUGGACUCACUGACUCCACCUACCAUCACUAUCAGCAACAGCGUUACCCCUGGGGUGGGAGGGGCCAAGACAGGAAGCAGGAAGUGGCAUCUAGGCGGACGGUUGCAUAAGGAGAAGGAGGCUUGUCCUCCAGGGGGGCAGACCCUGGGCGAGAACCUGGAUCUGUCAAUCAAACGUCUGACGUUGACGUCCAGCCAAUCGGUCCCCAAGGGGCCGAGCCAUAGCGCACUGAGCAGCCUAUCGCGUACAGCCAGCGCUGUGUUCUCACGCUCCUUUGAGGGAAACAACACCGGAGGAAACCGUGGCAACCCCGAGGCUGGCCGCUAUUCGUGCAGUGGCAGCCUGCAGGAGGAGGAGUUAGGCUAUCUAAGCCCCACCCCCAACCACAACCAGCGCUCGCCCAGCAUCAGCGUGCACUUUAGGAGCGACCUGUGAACCCUGACCUCUAACUCUUGAGCUCUCACCCCCAUCUCAAUCCUCUAACCCCAUGCCCCUGUACCUGUGACCUGUAUUCCCAGCCUGCCAGAAGGACUGGAACACAUUCCCUCUUAUCCCCCUCCUUUCCUCACCAUCCCCCUUUCUUUCCUAUACAUACCAUUCUUCAUCUCCUUCUUCUUCAGUAGGACAGCUGCCCCCUCUAGAAACUGGCUUCUCUCCUACCCUUCCUCUCUCUCCAAAGCGAGAGCCUUGUGUGAGAGCAGGGAGCCUGUGUCCAUCCCUCCGCCCUGGAACUACAGAACCACCAGACAGAUCUGCAGACUGUUUUCUGAGAGGGUUUGGAAAUUGAGUAUUUAAGACUCUUGUUUGUCCUGUUUGGCUUUCUGUACAUCCCUCCCGACCACGCCCCCAUCACCGGGCAAGUACGGUGUUUGUGAGCUUGUGUGUGUGGGAGCUUGCAUGUGAGUGUGAAUGCAAUAAAGUGUUGGUGACAAUUUUUAGAAUAAAUGUAGCUGAUUGCUGCAAUGAACAAGGUGUGAUACUCCCCAAAAUAAAAUGAAAAUAAAUAUAGUCUCUAGUGAAACUCUUUUUUUUUUUUUUUUUUUUUUCUUCAGAUGUCCUCUUUCCCCUCUCCGUACUUAUCAUGCACUAGGCCCUAGUGACUAGUUUGAUCGAACCCUAACACAAUGUGACCUCCACGCUCCCAUUGCCAUAGCAAAUAUUUAUUCAUCCAGUCUGAAUAAUUCUGCAUUCCACAAAAAUGAUUAAAUGACACACCACAAAAAUGAUUACAUGACACACCACAAAAAUGAUUAAAUGACACACCACAAAAAUGAUAGAAACCAAAAAUAAUCAUUAAUCUUUCAUGUUCACAUGUGAAGAGUAUUGAUUGAUGUCAUCCUACUAGAAGCAAUAUUUAUCUCUGUGGUUAUUUUCUCCCAGGUCUGAUCAACAAACAAGCUGAUUGGGGUCAUUUAUGUUUCUGAUCAAUAAAUUGAUUGGAGAUGGGUUUGUUAAGUUUGUAUGAUAAUGUAUAAACUGUUUGUAUGAUGUAAACUGUGGAAUUUUCCUAUGACUGAGAGACUUGGGUUUUUAAAUAUAGAUGCAACAAUAUAUCAAAAGCAGUGGGGCGCCUACCUGCUUACAGUAUUGAUAUGCAUAAGCAGGAAGUUACCCUGUUGUCAAUGCUGAUGUCAUAUUGCUGCGUCUACCUUUAACUGUGGUGUUCUAUGUACGGCAGACAGUGGUUAGAAAUGUAGGAAAAUACCACGAGAGGGAGGGAGGGAGAGCCAGUUGUUGUUCGAGCGAGCCGUAUUGAAUCUCCUCAGUGUUAAAGAACAAGAAGAAUCCAACCCAAACCUGCACGAUACGUGCCUGACUCCCAAACCACACCACCACCAAACCGAACACACACCUAGGCCUAGGAGUAGUGGUUAUAGGGGCUAGGGAACAUUGGUAUGCUUAUACAAGCUAGGGAAUAGGUUUAUAGGAGUUGGUUUGGGAUUAGGCCUGUAAACUGUCUUCUCCUCCAAUCCCUUUCUACUCUGAAGUGUCAGUACAGUAAUGUUGUGUUUGGUUGAUCUUUAUUGAGUGAUUGGUUGAUUUAACUUAUUAUAUAUAUAUUUUUUAGGUUAACAUGAACUUGACUGUGUUUGUCUGUUCUCUGGUUCAUUAUCACCUGCUUUAUAACAUAAUGGAAAUUGAGGAUACAGACAAAGAACACGCUCCCUUUGAGGAGAGGCGCACUGGCUGAACAUUUUAAGUCAACGAUGGCACGACAGUCACACUCCAUUUGGUGGCAAUGAAGUUCACUGUGGUGCAGACGGAGAGAAGAGUGUCGGGUGUAGGUCAUGUACUAUUGGACAUCUGAAUGCAGAAUAACGUCUGCCCUACUGGAACCUUUGUUCUAGAACCAGUGUUCUAUCAGUCUGUCAGUGUUCUAGAUCUGUUUUUAUAUUCAUACGGUGGAACAAUAACAAUCAUGUUUCUGUAUUCGGUUGCUUUAUGGAAUGUCAUGAAUCUGUACAUAUUGUUGUUCGUCUUCAGUUGUUGGUUUGGCCUUUCUGUCUGAAGAUAAUGCUCUGCUAGAGCUACUCUUUGAGAAUAAAAUCGUUCUAUAUUUCA